GGCGAAAUCUGCAGCUGCCACUGUUUGGGUCCUCCGAGAUUUACAUGGAGUGGUUGAGCUACAGAGGUUAGCUUGGAUUGUAAACUUAGUUGAAUGUAAAUUAAAUGAGCUCCAGUUUGGAUUAGUGUGAAUUAUCGAAGGGAAGUGAAAAGCUAGGUCUUCAGCAGCCAUGACUGUUGUAAUUGGGUUUGAAGGCAGUGCCAAUAAGAUUGGUAUCGGCAUCAUCAGAGAUGGUGAAGUGCUUUCCAACCCUAGACGGACCUACAUUACUCCACCUGGUCAAGGGUUCAUGCCGAGUGACACAGCGAGACACCACCGUGCUGUCAUACUGACUGUCCUGAAGGAGGCGCUGGAGCAAGCAGGUCUGAAACCUGCAGACAUCGACUGUGUGGCGUACACCAAAGGUCCAGGUAUGGGAGCUCCCCUGGUAACAGUGGCUCUGGUGGCUCGUACAGUCGCACAGCUUUGGGGGAAGCCGCUCCUCGGUGUCAAUCACUGUAUCGGACACAUAGAAAUGGGCCGACUCAUCACCAAAGCCAACAACCCCACGGUGCUUUACGUCAGCGGAGGCAACACACAGGUUAUUGCGUACUCAGAGCGGCGGUACAGAAUAUUUGGGGAGACCAUUGACAUUGCAGUUGGAAACUGUUUAGACAGGUUCGCCAGAGUCAUUAAGAUCUCCAAUGAUCCCAGUCCAGGCUACAACAUAGAGCAGAUGGCCAAAAAAGGGAGUCAGUAUGUAGAGCUGCCAUAUACAGUGAAAGGAAUGGAUGUGUCAUUUUCUGGGAUUUUGUCAUAUAUUGAGGAAGCUGCUAAUAAAAUGCUGAGUUCUGGUCAGUGUACAGCAGAAGACCUGUGUUUCUCUCUUCAGGAGACGGUGUUCUCCAUGCUGGUGGAGAUCACAGAGCGGGCCAUGGCUCACUGUGGCUCCCAGGAAGUCCUCAUCGUUGGGGGAGUUGGCUGUAACCUUCGUCUGCAGGAGAUGAUGGGGGUGAUGUGCCAGGAGAGAGGAGCCAAGCUGUUUGCCACAGAUGAAAGAUUCUGCAUAGACAACGGAGCAAUGAUCGCUCAGGCCGGCUGGGAGAUGUUUCGCUCCGGUCAGGUGACGGAGCUGGAAGAUUCAUGGAUCACACAAAGGUACAGAACAGAUGAGGUGGAGGUGACGUGGAGAGACUGACUGCACUGAAUGACAUCAUCCUUCCAAGUAUCCUGUUGCAGCAGGUCUGUUCUGACAUGUCACAUGUAGUACAUCUGACCUCUACAGGGACAACUAAACUGUGUUGCAUUUGAUGUGAGUAUUCUGCUCUGUCAAAUGAUGCAUUUUUCUUAAAGGGUCUUUUAUAGUUUACUCAUGUUCAAACAGUAAGUCUGGUGAUGUUCUAUAUUUUCAUUGUCAGCAAAUAGACCUUUUUCACAGCAGGGAAACCACAGUUGGAAUUAGAGAUGGCCCAGUUCCAGUAAGUGUUCCAGUAAGUCGUGAAUGUACCAAAGCAGGAACUCUGAAUAGGUGGAAUGCAGCCAUCUUUAAUGUAGAUCCCUGCUGUCUGCUGUGAAAAAGGUACACUACAAAAAGACCAAAACCAAUAUCAGCCAUGUUUAAAUCAUGUGUUUUUAUGUGCAUUUUGAAGUACUGCAGUACAAAAAGUUAAUACAAACAACAAACUCUGAAAAAAAAGACACAAAAAAACAGAACAACAUAAAAACAAACAAGUUUUUACACUCACUUGAGGUGGUUUUUGACUUAUUCACAAAGAGUUAAUGACCUAACGGGCGAUGGAAACGAUUCAUGACCAAUUAGCUGUUUCUGCAUCUUCUAUUGUCUUCAUGUCUAGACAGGAUGAACAAUUACAACUUGCGUGACUGAAAUAUCCUUAAGACUCCUCUGAAUUGUUUUUCUUGUAGAAGCUUUGUUUGUUUCUUCUCCAUGGUGCUUUAGCAGUUGGCAUAGAACUGGUUUUCUUUCAGUUUUUUCUACUGUCUAUAACAGCUGAUGUGUAAUGUAGUCCAAAAAGUCCAAAUUUUACCUCCUGUUGACACUAUACAGACCGUUUUCUUAACAAGCCUAAUUCAAACCGUUUUAUUUUUUAUACCUUUUCAAAAGUUCACUUCAAAUUCAUUUGACUUACACUACCGUUCAAAAGUUUGGGGUCAUUACUGAGGACCAUUUCCAGCAGCCACCACUCCUGUGUUCUAAUGCUACAUUGUGUUAGCUAAUGGUGUUGAAAGGCUAAUUGAUGAUUAGAAAACCCUUGUGCAAUUAUGUUAGCACAUGAAUAAAAGUGAAUUUUCAUGGAAAACAUGAAAUUGUCUGGGUGACCCCAAACUUUUUAACAGUAGUGUAUAUUAGAAACAUGCAGCAUCCAGCAUUAUUCUCAACUACGAAGAGGUGACAAAUUGAAUGUAAAACCUGAAAUGCUAACAAGAGACAUUUCUGUCCUGAUGGGAGUGGUCUCUUCCAGGACCCGUAGGGCACAAGGGAUCACUGAAUGGCUAGAUGUGAAUCAAAUUGACGAGAAUAAUAUGCAAUGACCUUCAUAGUCAUUAGAUCUUGACCCAGUUGAACACCAAUGGAAGAUUUUGGUCCACAAGUAAGACUCUCCACUUCUAACAUCAAAACACCAAAGAAUUCUUGAAAAAUAAAUCCUUUAAAAUAAUUGUGUUCAUCCUCUCAGUAGAGUUCAGAGGUAAGAAAGAGUUGUUAAGUUCUUCUGGUAGCAUGUGGUGGCCCAACAGCUUACUAAGAUACUUCAUAUUGGUUUUUUCCUUUGUCACCUCUUUGUACUUCCGAAUGGUCAGUUUUACAUUUUUAAAACAACUUUGCACUCAUACAACACAGCUGCUGAAUAGAUCCUUCUACCUGACAUUAUUUGUAGCCAAACCCUGAUGUAUCUGGUUCCACCGCCGUCCAAAACCUGUUAAAACCACAUUGAAGACACACUGUUGCGACACGCUUCUCCGUUAACAUGAAUACACAUUUAUUCACACAUAAUCCAUCCUACUGCCAUAAAUACUCCAACUCAAUGUGUGUUAAUCUGCAGCUGAAAUUAGCUAUGUAUGUUUUAGAAGAUUAACGUCUUCAGUAGGAAGCUCUGUUGGGAGAUAAACUAAUGCAUGGGCUGGUUUUGGUCUUUCAAUGGGAUUUGUUGAUUCUAAAAAUAUAGAAGAUCGCCCACCUAAUCCGUUAAAGCGUCUUCACUCUUUGGUGGCUGUGUGUUUUUUGAAGAAAACAUUAAUGCAUUUUUAAAAGUAACAUCAGUUUUCCCUUGAUGGACCACUGCAGCUAAGGAGUCUGUUUUGUUUUUCAGUACACCAGCGUUGCCUGUUAGUGUCUGCUCACAGCGGAAACCGUGUUGCGUGAAAAGGUCAGAUUUAGUCAAAUUAUAAGGCUGAGAUAUUUUCCAUUUUCCAAACCUACACUCCUUAAAAUUCUGAUGGCUGACAUUUUAAAUGAGCUUCUAAAGAUGAACCAAUGUAGAGUUUAAUUACUGAUAGUUGGGUUUUGGCUGAUGCAAUUACUGAGCAAAAAAUGCAAAGAGGAUCUCACAAAAAAAAGUAUUUGUACUUCUUCAGAAUGUCUCUGGGCUUAGAGUUGUUUUGGAAUACAGUUUCAUAUUGUUUAACAUAUCUAUUGGCUAAAAUUCUAUUAUUGGUCCGUAGCAAAUGUUUAUUGGCCUCACUGGUUGCACAUUUGCGGUGCAUCUCUGUGAAAUCUUCAGUGUUGCUUUUUGGGUGUAUAAUUUGGGGUUACAGAUUUAUCACAGUUUCGUCCCUUUAUUUGUACAGUUACAACAUGAGAACAUUUGUGAAGCAGCAGUUAACUGAUCGUGUUCAAAUAAAGAGAACAAACAUAGA
This is a messenger RNA of Amphiprion ocellaris (clown anemonefish), 3852 nucleotides long. It is a transcript of the gene osgep, whose product is annotated as O-sialoglycoprotein endopeptidase. Gene Ontology annotation, cellular component: cytoplasm; EKC/KEOPS complex. Gene Ontology annotation, biological process: tRNA threonylcarbamoyladenosine modification. The transcript has 12 exons. Bases 170 to 1177 code for a protein of 335 amino acids. The record is from RefSeq and is a predicted model, not a curated record. NCBI's taxonomy places the organism in Eukaryota, Metazoa, Chordata, Actinopteri, Pomacentridae.